Messenger RNA from Chionomys nivalis (European snow vole), 1904 nucleotides. It is a transcript of the gene Nudcd2, whose product is annotated as NudC domain containing 2. The coding region runs from base 277 to 750 and encodes 157 amino acids. The transcript has 4 exons. Gene Ontology annotation, cellular component: cytoplasm. NCBI's taxonomy places the organism in Eukaryota, Metazoa, Chordata, Mammalia, Rodentia, Cricetidae. Gene Ontology annotation, biological process: protein folding. The record is from RefSeq and is a predicted model, not a curated record.
CCGCCGGCGAUUCCGUGUUUUCGGCGUCACACAGGUUAAAAGGUCGCGAGCGCCUGUCUCCUUUGUUCCGGCGUCUCCGUUCUUGGGAUGUUUACGUCGCCGGCCUUCGGUUCUUUCACCCCAGGUCUCGCGAGUGUCCUGAAUGGGCGCUGAAAGGGAAAAAUCUGCACGUUCGGACGCGCCAGCUUGGCCUCCUGCGCAUGUGCGGUGACCCCAAGUCGCAUCCCGCCCGUGCCGUGCUCUCUCGGAGCCUUGUCCCCGCGUGGCUUCUGGAGAAUGUCUGCCCCGUUUGAGGAGCGUAGUGGGGUGGUCCCGUGCGGGACGCCGUGGGGCCAGUGGUACCAGACCCUGGAGGAGGUGUUCAUUGAAGUCCAGGUGCCCCCGGGCACUCGCGCGCAGGACAUCCAGUGCGGCCUGCAGAGCAGGCAUGUGGCUCUGGCCGUGGGUGGCCGUGAGAUCCUCAAGGGAAAAUUAUUUGAUUCUACAAUUGCUGAUGAAGGAACAUGGACUUUGGAGGAUAGAAAAAUGGUCCGCAUUGUCCUGACAAAGACCAAGAGAGAUGCUGCAAACUGUUGGACUUCUCUUCUAGAAUCUGAAUAUGCAGCUGAUCCCUGGGUACAAGACCAAAUGCAGAGAAAACUUACAUUAGAGCGGUUCCAGAAAGAAAACCCUGGUUUUGACUUCAGUGGUGCAGAAAUCUCAGGGAACUACACAAAGGGCGGACCAGAUUUCUCAAGCCUUGAGAAAUGACUGCUUCUUUAUUUGUUCCAUCUUGUGGAUCCCAGCAGGUGCUGGCAGCUUAAUGCAGCAGAUGAUACGAAGGAUGAAAGACACGGAUGUGUACAGUUAACAUAUUGCAAAAUGUAUUUCAGCAUGGUUCUAAAAGACUACAUUCGGAUAUGAUUUAUACAGGAGGUGUAGCAACUGUCCUGUGGCUAGAUGAUAACUUAUUGCUCUGCAUUAAGUUUUAUAUGCUACAUUUUACUAAUUUCAUAUUUAAAUGUAUUUUUACUACAAAAGCAUUGGAGUACAAAUCAUAUGAAAUGAAAAAGUGCCUUCAGGGAAUUUUUUUUCUUUUUUAGUCUGAUGCAGGAAUAAUGUUCAGUAAACUUCUGAGUAAGAAUUAUGCACUUCUCGCCGGGCAGUUGUGGUAUACGCCUUUAAUCCCAGCGCUCUGGAGGCAGAGGCAGGAGGAUCUCUAGGAGUUUGAGACCAGCCUGGUCUACAGAGUGAGUUCCAGGACAGGCCUCAAAGCUACAGAGAACCCUGUCUUAAAAAACAAACAAAAAAAAACACAAACAAAAAAAAAUUAUGUUGCAGCCCAUUGUCUAAAUAUGCCAGUCCUUAAAAGGGAAGUACAGUGCUGGAAACACUUUAAUAAAGGAAAAAAGUAUACAGAAGAGUUUUAGGUAAUUUGAGUUAGUGAAAAACUCUUAACUCGUGUGUUGCUGCCUAAGUGAUUAUGUGAAGAAAUUGAAAACCGGUAAAAGCCUAACAAAGGAAGAAUGAGUAACCUAUUAGUGUCAGAAAGCAAAUGUAGGCCCCUGAGUGUAAGCUAGUGGCUUCACAUAAGUUUAAUAAUUCAGACAGAGAGAGGAUUGUCUAGAAUAAAUUGCUUUCAUCCUUUUUGUGUGUGUGUGUCUUUUAAUUAUUUUUCUUUUGUGGGGGGCAUUCAAGAAAGGGUUGGGUUUCUCUGUGUAGCCCUGACUGUCCUAGAACUCUGUAGACCAGGCUGGCCUUGAACUCGAGAUCCACCUGCCUCUGCCUCCCGAGUGCUGGGACACUGCCCAGUUGUAUUUUAAUUCUUUAAGAGAUAAUCUGAAAUGUGUAGAAAGCUUAUAAGUGAAGUAUUAACACUUUAAAAAAUCUUAAUACUAUUUUGUAAUAAAUUGACAUGAUGCUGU